Phragmites australis (common reed) is the source of this 1124-nucleotide messenger RNA. RefSeq lists its product as uncharacterized. Lineage: Eukaryota; Viridiplantae; Streptophyta; Magnoliopsida; Poales; Poaceae. The transcript has 3 exons. The coding region runs from base 253 to 660 and encodes 135 amino acids. The record is from RefSeq and is a predicted model, not a curated record.
AUUAAAAUAGGAUAAUGGUAAGGAAAUCAAAAGAGUUCGUCUUCUUAGUGGCAAAUAGACGAAGCCAACGAUGGAAGUAACAAAUAAGCUAAGCCAUCUUGACGAUGGAAAAAACCAAUUGGCUCAUCAGUCGGUGGUGCCGCAAGCCCGUAAUCGAGUUCCUCGUCAGAAUCAAACUCCUCACCCAAAUCAGUGUCCUCACCACUAGAGUCAAGAUCCUCUGCAGCCGAAUCGGCGUUCGUGCACCAGAUCAUGCUGCUCCUCACCCGAAUCGGCUUCCUAUCCACCGGAUCAAGCCGGUCCUCGCCCAAAUCAGCCUUCUCCCCCGCAUCUGCCUCCUUCACCGCUGGUCCCCCUCCUACUGCCUCCGCCGUGGCCACCUCCCAGGUAACUAGAUUGAGAUUGGGGCUUAGGGAAGAAAUCGGACUGAAAGCGUCGCGGAUGGCCUGCAUGGUGGUUGAGCUUAAGCCCGUUACAGAUGAGCUGGAGGUCGAGCUUGAUGUCCCACGACGCCAAUCCCUUCUUUGUGAUGGUGCCACGGAAAACCUCCUGGCGGACCCUAGCCGUCGGCCGCUCAUGGCCCCUCCGUCACCUCGCCCUCCACCAACCAUCGUCCACCUAGUCGCCAGCGUCCAUGAAGCCAAAGUCCGGGAGCGUUAGCAGUGCCAUCUUCCUUGUGGAUGGCGCAUUAAGGGCAGCGAUGAUUGAGGGCGUCACUGCAUCGGUGGUGUCUGACAGAAGAAGGUGUAGGCCGACGCGAUCUGCUUGGCCAUCUGUGUCGUUGGGGACGGGCGCUCCAGCCUGGCCAUGUCGGUCCGCAGGCUCCUGAGCACCUCCUCUCGAGCGCGUGUUUUGUCUGGCGUGCUAUUGUUAGUGUGUUAGUAGUACUAAUCACCGUAUUAGGCAGGCUGGUAUGUGGGUUUGUUGGAACCUGCCAAAUAUCAACGGGAAGUUUAAGCUGGCUUGCGGCAGCCGCUUCUUCCUGCCGGACAGAGCGAAACGUGGGGCGGGAAGCCAACCCGCCUCACUUGUGAUCUUCUGUAAAAAAACCCCAUUCAUUGAUUGCAAAUGCCGCAGGUGUAUUUGAUAGACCUUUACAGCAUCUUAACGGGUAACAAUAGCUU